GGCAUUUACCCAGUGGAUAUUUUGGAAGAUGACCCUGAAAGGCAUCUGGAAGCAACUCUGGGUUAUUAUGCGACACUCAGGGAAGGGAUACGGUCCUCAGUAGAGGUUUUCUCUCUUCCCACUGGGGAGCAGGCUUUGCAGUGGAACAUGUUGGCCUUUUGCUUUGGGAGCCAGGAGCAGUGGGCUCGAUGGCCCCAAAGAGGGCUGGGAUGGCAGCGCUUCCGAGAAGGCUCUCGGACAGUCCCUGCAUUACAGGCUGCACACAUGCUGCUUGAUGUUCCUCUGGUUCAUAAGCACACAGGCACCGGCACUGAGGUUCUCUGCCCCUGGGCCGCCCCAGACCCAGAGCUGAGCCUGCAGGGCCCAGAGAGGGUAUGGGUUUAUUGAGAUGGCUUGUGGAGACCAGUGGCAGGGCGGCAGGCAGCCUGAGUGGCAUCGUGGGUGGACACAGGCUUGUUGAGGCUGUUUCCAUGGAGUGGCCACAGGAAUACAGUGGAGGCCAGCCUGGCAGGUGCAAGCCCGAGAUUAAACUGGAAGCUUCGUCUCUUUGCUUUUGCACCAUGUACCGUGACGAACCUCAACAUAAAAUAUUAGCCUUGGUUAAUCCCCAGGACACAAAGACAGUUGUGGCUGUUUACAUACAGGAGGCCUGGUGGGCCACCGAAGAUGUGCUGCGAACCUCUGAUCCUGCCCGAGAAGGUCUGAUGAAGGUUCAGUCAUUCGGGGAAAGGAUUGUGCUUUUCAUUCUCAACGUCGUUAUUUUUGGAAGAUUGGAGAGAAAUUUGGAUGAUGGGGACAUGUUUUUUUUACCUCACCCUGUGAAGGAGCAAGCGAAAAUUCUGUGGCGGGAUGGAGCAGCUGUUGGGUUUUACACAACCAAAAGGAAAGGCAGCCUGUGUGGUGAUGGCCCGGGUGCAUGCUACCUGCUCCCCGUCUUCGACACCGUGUUUGUCAGGAGGACUUACCGCCGCCAGGGCCUGGGCACGGCCAUGCUGCAGGACUUCUGUGAGACGUGCCGUGAGGACGAGGCUCUGGGCAUCAGUUGGCCGAUUUCUCCCGCCAUGUUCAAAGUGUGCAGGAAGUUCCUGUUGGCCCAUCCGGAGGAGCGGGGUCGCCUGUGGGAGGUGGAGCCCCCAGGAGCCUGGGGCCAGCGAGGCAGCAUCUGGCUGAAGGUUCAACUGCAACAGUCAAGACUUCCAGACCCACACCCGGGAAAUUCCCAGGAGGACGUGAGCAGUUGUGGGCGGACUUCUCCAGAUGAUGGACCCAGAAUGUCUGGUCGUGAAGGAGGCAAGAAGGAGAGGACCAGCGGAGAACGGGAACAGACAAAGAGUGAUGAAGACUGCGGAGUGGGAGAAGAAGCAGGGCGGCUUGGGCGAGCCUGUGGGGCCGAGCCGGCCAGGAAGGAAGCCAAGAGGACCGUGCUGGAUGCAGGACUGGCCUGGGAGUCCCAGAAGAAGCACGUGCGGCCCAGCUCCUAACUCCCAGACGCCAUCCUGACUCUCGUUGAGGGGCCUGUCUGGGCCCCAGGGGCCACGGGUGUGAGAGCUGCCCCUGUCACUCCAUGCUCCUGUGGCCGGGAGCUGGCUUCUGUCCCUGCUGUGUUCCCCUUCGAGGAGAGGGCGACCGCACAGACCUUGACUACCUCAGGCUUGUUUUGUGGGCCCAGGUGAUAGAAAGCCUGAGAAAGUGCUGCGUUCCUCAAGCACAAAGAUCUAAAGAGGUACAGGUAGUUAUUUUCCCAAGCUCGAAUUUCAGAAGCUUGUUUGUUUAACCUAGUGUAGUUUCUGUUACUCGGGGGGCGGUUUGUAAAGAUCUCACUGGAACCACACACAUGUGCCUCUUUCUUGAAGCUCAGAGAAGGGCCAUGCCCGUUCCAGCCUGCACUGCAGAGAUCUGUUUCAGGUUUGCCCAUGCCAGCCCAGAUGUCACCGUGAGACCACAGACACCAGAAGGGCUUCUAGGGAGGCACAUUUCUUUUCCAGAGAAACUUCAGCCACAUCAGAAGCUCCCCGAGGGCAGUGGCCGGGAUUGGCUGGUGCAAACCAUCCAUGGGUCCCUCGCUCACAUCUGGCCUCGCAUACAGGAGGCACUUAGAGCAGGCUCCAGGCGGGUCUCAGGAUCUCAGCCAUGGCCUGAUUCAGAGGGGAAGCCACUGGAGGGGGCUCUGGGCUGAUGGCUCUUCCAGUGUAUUGGUGCCUGGAGGGAAAAGGCCCACACUGGUAAAGGUGAGUCUAAAGGUACCAGCCAACCCCCAGUGUGACAGUGGCCUCCUCGGCUACCUACAUGGCCCUGCUUGGGGCGUGUGCUCGGCCGCUGUUAGGGCUUCUGAGCUGAACCAAGGGACCCCCUGCCCAUAAGAGCCCAGUGAGGACAGGAGAAGCAGGCCUUCCACGGGGUAAGGCGUGGUCCAGGCUGCUUCAUGAGGCCCCAGAGCCUGCUCCCUGAAAGCUGUGGCGGGGGUUUCUCUGCAGCUGGCGUAGCCUCACUGAUGUUCAGUAGGAUUCUAACCAGAGGAAGCUGGCUGAGUCGUCUUGGGGCAGGCAUUGCGGUCCCGGCUCCUGCUUCCGUGUGAAUGCAGACCUGAUCUUAUCCCUGGGGACACCCCUCUGGGGCUCUGCCACUAUCUUUGGAGCAUCCAGGCCUGUCACAGAGGGCCCUGAUGACUCUGCUCCCAUCUCUGGGCACGCCUACCUUGCGUUCUAUAUCCCAGCUGCCUGGGCUUUCCCAUCAGAUGCACCUGUGUCCUUGCUUCAGGGUCAGUGCUCAUGCACUUGUUCUGCCAUGGGCAUGUGCCUUUUCCUCCCUCCCUCUGUCCUUCUGUCUUUCUCUCUGUCCUCCAUUUUCUCUUUCACUCUCCCUCCUCCCCUCCUCCCUCUCUGUCACUCUCCCUUCCCUACCCCUCUUAUGCACGCGUACACACACACACACACACAAACACACACACAGCUUGUCAAUCAGUCUGAUUCCUACUCCUACAUCUAGUCUUAGAUGUCCCUUCCUGACCACCUCCUUCUUCCCUUCCUACAUGUUCUCAAAACACCGGGCACUCAGCUGUGAGCCCCAUGAGUCACCACCAGGGUCAGCCCUGGGUCUGCUCAGUUGCUGCUUGUGUCCCCAGCGCCAGUGUAGAGGCAGUCCUCAACUGCAUGGGGAAUGAACGGUAAUAGAUCACCUCAAGGGUGAGGGGUGACAGCUUCCUUCUGUUCAUCUGUUGCUAGACUCUGGAGAUGGAUGGAAGAACAGUUUUAGCUUUUUAGGGGUGUAGUAAAUUCCUAUCCUGGAGCCUGGGUUUAGGCAGGAGACCACCAGCACCAGAUACUCACUGCUGUUUCCGUAAGUGGACAGAGGGCACAUGUGAUGGGACCUCUGUUAAUUAUUUAUUCAUCCAUCUGUGUGUUCGUCCACCCAUCUGUCCGUCUUUUCCUCUACCUGUUAGUCCAUCUGUCUAUUUACCUACCCACUUGUCUCCAUCGAUCAGUCCACAUUUGUCCAUCCAUCUGUCCACAUUUGUCCACCCACUCGUCUGACUAUGUUUGUCCUUCCAUUCAUUUAUCCAUCCACCCACCUGUCUGUUCAUCUGUCCUGAUAUCCAUCCAUCCGUCUGUCCAUCCUGUUUGUCCGUCCAUCCAACUGUCUAUCCACGCACCUGUCUGCCCACAUCUGUCCAUUUGUGUAUCCCUCUACUCAUCCAUCCAUCCAUCCAUCCUGUUGUACAACCAAUAUCCAGGGGGUACGUGUGUAGUUCAGUCAGUUAAGCGUCCAACUCUUAAUUUCAGCUCAGGUCAAGAACUUGCCAUUCGUGAGAUUGAGCCCCGCAUCAGGCUGUGUUGCUGGCGGUGCAGAGCCUGCUUGGGAUUCUCUCUCUCCCUCUCUCUCUGCCCCUCCCCCAUGCGUGUGCAUGCAUGUGUGCGUACUCUCUCUGAAAAUAAAUACAUUUUAAAAACCCUGGAUAUUUAACAUGUUUGCUCAGGGCCAAGCUCUGUGCUGGGCACUGGGGGUAGGUAUAUAGAUAAGUGAAAUGUGAUUACUGGACUCAAGGAAACCGGUCUCUCUGGAAGGGUCUCUUCUAGAGUGUUCCCUGGAGUUGUUUGUCUUACACCCAUUAGAAAGAGGGAAGAGUCCAGUGGAAAGAAAUAGAGUGCAGAGCUCCAUAUAGAGACUGCAUGAAGUCCCCAGUGCAUGUGGACUCUGUGUGAAGGAGGCACGGACCAUAAAAGUGGACUUGCAGUGGAAUCUGCGGCCAAGGGGGUGCUCUGUGUGUGGUGGCAGGCAUGGCCUUUUUAACAUGUGACACAAUGGGUGCUGUGAACUUGACACCGUUUGGCAUGAAUGGCUGGUGCUUUGUGUUUACCUGGAAAUGAACUGAUGAAAAUGUCUCAGGGGUUUGUUGAAGUUACUGUUCAAUAAAAACAUCCUCCCAAGGGAGAAGAACUGAUGUGUUGGUGUAGUUCAUUUAAAGAUGUUAAA
Molecule: messenger RNA, 4470 nt
Organism: Acinonyx jubatus (cheetah)
Lineage: Eukaryota; Metazoa; Chordata; Mammalia; Carnivora; Felidae
Gene: FAM169BP
Product: Protein FAM169B
Exons: 9
Coding region: 375-1481 (368 amino acids)
Molecular function (GO): acyltransferase activity, transferring groups other than amino-acyl groups
Source: RefSeq, a predicted model, not a curated record